Fragaria vesca subsp. vesca is the source of this 1245-nucleotide messenger RNA. Its product is annotated as F-box/kelch-repeat protein At3g06240-like. The record is from RefSeq and is a predicted model, not a curated record. Bases 1 to 1245 code for a protein of 414 amino acids. NCBI's taxonomy places the organism in Eukaryota, Viridiplantae, Streptophyta, Magnoliopsida, Rosales, Rosaceae. Gene Ontology annotation, molecular function: protein binding. The transcript has a single exon.
AUGGAGGUGUUUCGCAAAAUGCCAAAACAGAUGAUAGUGGAAUUCCUAUCAAGGCUCCCUCCCAAAUCUCUGAUGAGAUUCAAGUGCAUCCGUAAGUCAUGGUAUGCUCUGAUCAAUGAUCCCAAGUUCAUAGACAAGCACCUCCACUCGUACAACAAAGACUCCUACACUUGCUUCCUUCUCAAGCGCACCGUAGUUCCAAGAAGCCAAACUAUCAAAGAGGAAAUCUUAUUUUCAUUCCUUUAUGUUCUUAAUGAUCAUGAUGCUGAAGACAGUCACCCUCAAUGUGUUGUUGAAGACAUCUAUAUUCCGUCUUCUAUGGGCCUAAAGACCAAAGGCAACAUUAUCGAGCUCCCUGGGUCAGAUGCUAUUAGAACUAUAUACAUUACAGAUCAUUGUGAUGGGAUCAUUUGUCUAGUUCUUUAUACCGGACACCUUGUGUUGUACAACCCGUCGAUACGAGAACUCAACAUUCUUCCCCCCUCAUGUCUUCACGAGUCAUUCUCUUGUAAUGUGGGAUUCGGAUAUGAUCCAAAAUGUAAGGAUUACAAGGUGGUUAACAUUGUAGAAUCAGGUGAAGAUUCAUAUGAUCAUAACCAACGUCUGGUUAUUCAUCCUCCAAGGGCAGAAGUAUACACUUUGGGUACUGCUUCUUGGAGGCAAAUCAAGGUUGAUUAUUUAGAAACAGAAACUACUAGCUUUUGGCCUGACAUGUAUCAAAUGUGCUUCAAGGGAGUUUUCUAUUGGUUGGGUCAUGAACAAGAUAAGGAAUACCUAUGUUAUUAUGACAGGCUUUCAUCUCCAAGCAUUAGGGAUGUAAUCCUUUUGUAUGACAUGGGUGAAGAGGUGUUUCAUAUUACACUACUUCCGGAUAGUUUCAAGGACCAAGGAGCAGGACAGGCUCUAUUUAUGAGACUAACAGAGUGGAAUGGAUCUAUUGCUCUGUUUGGCUUUUCCUAUUUAGGUCCGGAAAUCGAGUCCCUUAAGAUAUGGAUGAUGGACGACUUUGGCGGUUGGACAAGACACUUGAACUAUGACUCCAUAAUGGGAAUUUAUAUGUCGUUGGUGUUAUGGAGAAGUGACGAAGUUCUUAUGGUUGCCGAUGACGGACGUAUAGUCUCGUAUAGUCUAAGUAGAGAUAGGGUUAAGUAUUUUCCAAUUCAAGGUGCUUGGGGAGAAUAUCAAGGUUUCCUUUGUGUGAAUUCGAAUAGCAUUGUUCCAGUCGAGGGAGGCACAAAAGCUUGA